AUGGGGAGCGCGCCCGGCCCGCCGGGCUCCUCCAAGGCGGCCCUCGCGGCGUCCGCUGGUUCCCAAGCGCCCUCAUUUUGUCGGGGGGGCGUCUUAGGAAGUGGCCACGAGCGGGAGAGGGAGGUGACUUGCAGGAGCACAGAAACACGCCGAGGGUGUGUGGCCUCCUCGUCGCAGCGAUGUGGCUUGAAGGCGGACAAUGUUGGCUACAGCCUGUUGAAGAAGGCGGGAUGGACUGAAGGCACUGGGCUGGGGCCCGAUGGACAGGGGCGGCAGGUGCCGGUGAAGGCAUGGGUCCAGAAAGGAAGGAGGGGCGUUGGAUGCCAGGAGCCGCAAGAUGUGGGACUGGACGAAGGCCCUCCAGGCGCCUCCAGAAGCGGCCAGGUGCCCAGAGAGGCAAAGGGAACGGCCUUGGGCCAUCAAACGCGUUUGUCUUGCGCAAAGAGAAAACGAGAAAAAGAGCAGCGCCGGGAGGAACUGAAGAGGCAACAAAGGGAGGAGCAGCACAGAAAGGCGACUGUACGCCGUGCCCUCUCGCACGCUUUCGAUGGUGGCACUGCAGAUGAUACCGACCACAACCCCCUGCUUAGAAGGAACCGGCUGUCAACCACGAAUCCUCUGCUGGACUGA
This is a messenger RNA of Ostreobium quekettii, 630 nucleotides long. Lineage: Eukaryota; Viridiplantae; Chlorophyta; Ulvophyceae; Bryopsidales; Ostreobiaceae. The record is from the annotation of a GenBank genome assembly.